This is a messenger RNA of Linum tenue, 283 nucleotides long. The record is from the annotation of a GenBank genome assembly. Lineage: Eukaryota; Viridiplantae; Streptophyta; Magnoliopsida; Malpighiales; Linaceae.
CGCUCUCUCUCUCUCUCUCUCCAUCCCUCCUCUUUCUAUUUCAAUUUUGAGUUUUCAAAUUUUAAGUCGAGAAUCCUAACCACAGGGCGACAACGCGGCCAGAUUCAUUUUUAUUCGGCUGGUGGAAUGGUGAAAACCGUUGGGACGAUUUGAACGACUCGAGCGGUUAACCGUUCAAACCGUUCACCAACCGACCAGUUCACCCAUUGCGCCUUUUUGACUGUUUCGAGUUGGGCUGAUGGUUGGGUCCUGCUUUACCGGCAUGGAGAGGAUUGGCCGAGUG